AUGGCCGGGCUGUUGGCUCCCGGCGGCCCCCGCGCGAACUACAAUUCCCAGCGGGCCCUGCGAACCCGGCGGCCCCACCCGUCUGACCAAUCGCGGCGGCGCGUCGCUGUGGCGGGAGAUUUAAAAGUCCGCCCCGGGGCUGCGCACCGCUCAGGGAGAGGCGGACAGCGGGAGGCGGUCUCUGGGUUCAGGUUUCAUUUGGUGGCUUUAAGGAUGGGAGACUGGGGAAUGGACGCAUCACCAGAUGCCAAGUAUUUUGCCUGCCGGCACAUGUCACGGUACCCGUCCCCUUCCUCCAGCUGCAGUAGCCUGACCCUGCACUGCUCGCCCGUCCUGUCCAAGGCAAAGCUCUUCCAUCCCCUUGACUUCUGCUGCAGUGACAACAUUGAGGAUUGCCUCUCACUCCUCAACAAGGAGCAGGUGUUUGCUCGCGAGCGGGAGAUCACUGAACUGAGAGACAAGGAGCGAGCGAAGCAGAAUAACUUUGUGCAGCUGACUGAGAAGCUGGAGAGCAGCAGAGACGAGGUGACGAGGCUCCAGGGUGUGAUGAUGAGCCGAGCUGCUCAACACGCCCUUGAGCUGAGGAGGAAAGAGCAGGAGCUGAACCGCCUGAAGGAGAGGCUGAUGGAGAAAGUAGAGCGAAAGAUCGCUCUCGAUCUCCUGAACCCGGUUGGCCGGCUGGACGGGAAGCGAGCUUUGUGGAGGACGGGGAGAACCAAGUCCAGGCGAGAGGAGGAGAUGUUCCGAGCUCUGUCCGGUCAGUACGAGGCUCAGAUGAAGGAGUUAGCGGCUGAGACACUUCACCUGAGGAACGUGUUGGAAAGGAUUGGGGCCGACGUGGACAACCUGCUCAGCCCUGAGAAGCUGCCCCCCCACUCCCCGUACCCCCCGCCCGAGGAGAAAGCGGUGGCGGACGGCCGGGGAAGUGCAGCUGCUGGUCUGACGGGGGGGCUGUGGAAGCGAUGGGAAUGUUUCAGGGAUUGGGUGGAGAGGCUGCGAGACGCAGCCCUGCGGGAGCCACGGGAGGGGGAGGGGGAGAUUCUCAGCGCGACCGACCACGACAAGGAGAUCGCUAAACUCCGGCUACAGGUCGAGAGGGAUCAGGAGAUCCUCAGCUUCCAACAGCAGCUCCUGCAGGAGCAGCUGGCGAUCUGGAGUGAGCCACUGCCCUGGGGAGGGGACGGGCUGGAGGAGCAGGAGAGACUGGCCAGCGAGCGGAUCCUGUUUGACGAGCAGCGGAGGAACUUCGAGACCGAGCGGGAGGCCUUCACGGAGGCAGCGAUUCGCCUGGGUCACGAGAGGAAGCAGUUCGAGGAGGAGAGAGCGCUGUAUAUAAAGGAGCGGUUUCUGAGCGAGUCUCCAGGCCGUGAUCGAAAGGCGACGCCAAAGUGGAAACUGCGAACCCCAUUGUCUGCUCUCGGUCCUCGGUACGAGAACGUGCAAACCCACACCGGAAAGCCCCCGAAGCUGAGCUGGGGGGGUGCCGAGCCCGUGCCUGUCCCCCCAUUCUGCACCCCCAACCCCCCACCUCGAUGUGACCGGGCGAACCUACUGCCGUCCACUGCCGAGUUGUACAAGGUGCUCAGACUCCACCUGGGUGAGAGCCGAGGAGAGCCAACGGCCAAGGGUGGGGCGGAGCGAGGGGCUGUGCGAGGAGCUCUCUUCCUGGACGACUGCGAUGAGUCUGAGCCUGAACAGACCCCUCGGCGUCUGUCAAUGGGUCUGAAAUAUUUUUAAAAUGUCAAUCGGGUUUCGGUGGUGGGAGAGGUGAGUGUGUGCGUGUGAAUGUGUCCAGUUUCUUAUUCAGGGAAUCCUUCCACUCAGCUUCUGUUAACAGAUAGGGUGGUCCUA
Callorhinchus milii (elephant shark) is the source of this 1851-nucleotide messenger RNA. RefSeq names its product afadin- and alpha-actinin-binding protein. The transcript is spliced from 13 exons. NCBI's taxonomy places the organism in Eukaryota, Metazoa, Chordata, Chondrichthyes, Chimaeriformes, Callorhinchidae. The record is from RefSeq and is a predicted model, not a curated record. The coding region runs from base 1 to 1737 and encodes 578 amino acids.